AUGACGCUCCCUGAGCCCCCCGUCGCUCUGGACAACAUCUGCUCCGUCAUCCACAACAAUGUUCUCUACACGUACUCUGCAAACGCAUUUCAGUCGCUCGCGCUCGAGGAGGGAGCGGAAUGGAAGACUCUGACCCAGGGUGAGAAGGUGACAGGAGGUGUCUGCGUGGGUUCAAAUCCUACGGAUGCCUCCCAGGCUGGACUUUACAUUGUAGGAGGCAAGGGAACAUCGGCGGACUACCGGGGACUUCAAAAGUACACCUACGCGACGGGCAAGUGGGAAUCGAUUCAACCGCAAGACGCGGUCACGCAAGAACGUCUCCUUCACGGCGCGACAUAUCUUCCCGGCACCGACCAGAUCGUCAUCUACGGUGGCAGCCAAGAUGGCUACUCCGGCCCCUCGACACAGACUUUCGUGGUGGGAGCCUCCGCGCCCUACCAUACCCGCGCGUACUCCUCCACAGCACCACCCGUUGUGAACCCGAUCGUCCUCACCUGGUCCGACACCCAGGCAGUCAUGGUUGGAGGUAGCACCGCAAACCAGAAGGUCAUGCUUUUCAACCCCGACACCAUCUGGACUGACUCCGGCGCGAGUCUCGCCCAGCCUAUUCUGAAGGACACCUCGGCAAUUAGAGCAAUGAUGAUGCAAGGAGAUGACGGAAGCAAAAGCUUGUACACAUUCGACCUGUCAACUUCGCCGAACGACGUUCAGCGCAUGGUCCUCCUCGAUGCUUCUGGUCAGCCGGUUGCGAACUCCGCUGCUGUAUCGAAGAAGACGACGCGAGGCGAAGCAGAGAUCGUGAAGCGCGCUUCUUUGACUUUGGCCGACUGGCCUAGCUACAACAGCACUCUGGCGCCUACGGGAACUCGUGCGAACUACGCCCUUGCCUCGGACUCGAGUGGACUCGUUGUUUUCGCCGGAGGCAACAAGGACGAUGUUCUUUGCAUGUUCAACGCCCGCGAGAACAGCUGGCAAGAUGCAAACCAGAAGCUCAGUGAGCAGUCAGUGCUCAUCACUAGCGAGACCACUAGCAGCACCAGUGCUUCGUCAACAACGACAAGCAGCACUUCUUCGAGGUCGUCAUCGAGCUCGCUGUCCUCAGCUUCCUCUGCCAUUACCGCCCCCGCUUCUGCAUCUGCUUCCGCCUCAUCAUCCGCAUCCUCCGAGACGGCUGCGCCCGCUGUUGGCGCACCCGUCAGUGCCAAUGCCAUUCUCGGUAUUGUGCUUGGCACCAUCACUGGAAUCAUGAUUCUCCUUGGACUGAUUCUCUUCAUUAUGCGACGACGCCGUGCCAAGAACCAGCCCAACCCUGAACAAGGUCAGAGAGGCUUCCCUGAUGAGAAGGCCGCUAUGGGCUAUGGCAACGACUUCGGCCCCGCUCCUGGAUUCCGCGGGCAUCAGCAAUCCGACUCGGCUGGAUCAUUCUCCUCCAUGGCGAUUCUCAUGGGCAAGGCCAACGGCACCAAGUCGAGCGCCAACAACGUUCCUCGCGGACCAAGCAGCGACUACAAGCGUGGCUCUUCGAACAGCUUCUUCAAGAGCACCAUCAGCAAGCCGAUGCCCCAGGUCAACGAAGUUCCUUCUCUGGCACCUCCUUCCCGCGACGAGAAGGGUGUGUCUUUCGCUGCUGACACCGUCGAGCCCCGGCCGACUACUCGCGGAAACCCCGGCCGCCCUGGUGAAACCCGCAGAAGCUCGGGUUGGAACCGAUACUGGUCCGGCGGUAGUGCCCUCAACAUCCUCGGAUUUGGUAACUCAAAGCGAACCACCGUCGACUCGGAAACCUCCCACUACUCCAACAAGAACCGGAUCACUCAAGACUCUGCUACCGUCCCUCCUCUCCAUCUCAUCACCCAGGAUCUGUCCACUGUCCCGCCCAUUCGGCACGAUGGCCGGCCGGAACUCAACCGCGUGGUCUCGGGCAGCCCAACUGUCUCGGACUACUCAAAUCAGAUCCCCUUCAGGGACGGAGUGUCUGCCAAGAUUGAGUCUCCCCGACGGCCCACGUCGGACGCGUCAUCCGGAUACUCUAGCGGCAUUCCCGAAAGUGUCCGCGAUACCUGGGACCCCAUCGGCGGCUCGAAAAAACCUUGGGGUGCCGACCGCGCCCCGAGCAGUGUCUAUGCUGAGAGCCUCUACCCUACGUCUCUGGCGCCGAGCAUCCCGUCAAGGCCACAACAAGGCCACCCCAGCGGUGUGAGCCAGCAGCCCCCGCUCGCCAUGGCGUCAACAUCGUCAGACAUGAGCUGGCUGAACCUCGGCGAGAUCAACAAGGCCAAGCUAAACCAGCGCUAA
Messenger RNA from Colletotrichum karsti, 2295 nucleotides. RefSeq names its product pre-mRNA splicing factor clf1. The coding region runs from base 1 to 2295 and encodes 764 amino acids. Lineage: Eukaryota; Fungi; Ascomycota; Sordariomycetes; Glomerellales; Glomerellaceae. The record is from RefSeq and is a predicted model, not a curated record. Gene Ontology annotation, molecular function: protein binding. The transcript has a single exon.